AAAAUAAGAAUGGCGUGCUGUGAACGGGAAGCGAAGCCUGCGCCCAAAAAGGAGCCUGCCGAGGCUGGAAUGUGUGGUUGCAUGGUCAAAAUUGGCAUAAUUGGCGGCAGCGGUUUAGACGAUCCAGAUAUAUUAGAAGGACGUAAGGAAAAAACAGUUACUACUCCUUACGGCCCGCCUGCUGAUGUGCUAAUUGAAGGUACAAUAAAUGGUGUCCAAUGUGUUUUGCUGGCCCGACACGGCCGGAAACAUAACAUAAUGCCAACCAAUGUUCCAUAUCGUGCGAACAUUUGGGCACUCAAAGAAGCAGGCUGUACCCAUGUAUUAGUGUCUUCGGCAUGUGGUUCGCUACGUGAAGACUUCAUGCGAGGUGAUUUGGUCAUACCAGAUGACAUCAUUGACCGUACAACACAGCGCAUUGAAACUUUUACUGAUGGUCAGCCUGGAAGUCCCCCGGGCGUAUGUCAUUUGCCCAUGUCUCCUUUGUUCAAUGAACCCACACGACAAAUUUUAUUAGCGGCAACAAAGAAACUAAGUUAUAAAGCUCACGAACGAGGUACAGUCGUGUGCAUUGAAGGUCCACGCUAUUCGUCAAAAGCCGAAAGUAAAAUGUUCGGUAUGUGGGGUGGCGAUUUAAUUAACAUGACUAUCGUUCCCGAGGUGGUGCUGGCCAAAGAGGCGGCUUUGUUGUAUGCCGGUGUUGCAAUCGCUACUGACUACGAUAGCUGGCGUGAAGGACAAGUCGCUGUCGAUGUAAAACAAGUAGUGGACACUUUUGCUGCCAACGUCGAUAAGGUGAAGAAUAUAAUGAAAGAAGCGGUGAAAAUGAUUUCGCAACAGAAUUGGACAGAAGAAAUACAGAAGGCAAAAGAUUUGGUUAAGAACAAUAAUCAGGCUCUGAAGUAACUACUAGGCUCUUAAAUGUAUUUUAGAGAUAACUUAAAAAGUAAGACCAAAUUUUACAUAUAAAUUUUCUUUAAUUUUCGAAAUUAGAAAGAAUUGUAUGGCCUCCAAAUUUUUAAAGCAAAGUCACUUUUUAUAAGUACUGUAAAAAAUACAUCAAUAAAGCAGAUAAAAUAAA
Messenger RNA from Bactrocera neohumeralis, 1081 nucleotides. Its product is annotated as S-methyl-5'-thioadenosine phosphorylase-like. The coding region runs from base 10 to 906 and encodes 298 amino acids. Lineage: Eukaryota; Metazoa; Arthropoda; Insecta; Diptera; Tephritidae. The record is from RefSeq and is a predicted model, not a curated record. The transcript has 2 exons. Gene Ontology annotation, molecular function: S-methyl-5-thioadenosine phosphorylase activity. Gene Ontology annotation, cellular component: cytosol. Gene Ontology annotation, biological process: nucleoside metabolic process.